Molecule: messenger RNA, 417 nt
Organism: Striga hermonthica
Lineage: Eukaryota; Viridiplantae; Streptophyta; Magnoliopsida; Lamiales; Orobanchaceae
Source: the annotation of a GenBank genome assembly
GGAGACCUUUGUGAGGAAGAAAUUAGUGGAGGAGACCCAGCAUCAAAUUCGACAUUGGAUGAAAGUUAUACAUAUGUACCUAUGAUGACGUAUGGCGAGGAAAAUUCCAUUGCUGAUAUCGGAGUUGAUUCAGAAAUGCAGGUAGAGAUACCUUUAGCUCCUGUUCUCAGCUAUGCCGAGGAGGUGUCUAUGAUGGUCGACACUGUCGUUCAAGUUACCAUUGGGUUAGAUGCUGUGACGGAUAUGGCUAGCAUAAUAGAUCAGCAGCCACAUGUUAGGCAACUUGUGGGAGAUAUUUUUCAAUCCCUUAAGCUUGCUGGUAAAGAUGGUGUGCAAGUAGCAACUCUUGGGGCACGAGUGAGGAAGUUGUUUGGAAGUUCCGAGUUUAUAAAGGCAUUUGUUGACACACAUGAGGAG